AUGGCUCCUGCUCCCGUUGAGCAGGACCCCGCGCCUAUCGUGACCGACGGCAAUCCGUCUUCUCCCAGCUACUCUGACCACAACGGAGGCGAACGCCCCGUUCGACAGCAACUCCAAGACACAAACCUCGACGCCUCAAUCAAUAUGAAGGCUAACAACAAGCGCUCGCAUGGCGAGUCUGACAAUGAUGCAGCUUCCGAGGCUGACGCCCCCCCCAAGAAGCGAUCCAGAGAGUCGACCCCCGUAACAUCCUCGCGAUCCCGUGAUUCCUACUCACUUAAGAAGCGCUCGCAUGACGAGUCUGACAAUGACACAACCUCCGAAGCCGAUGCCCCCCCCAAAAAGCGAUCCCGUGAAUGCACCCCCGUGAAAUCCUCAGGAGCUCAGCCUUCCACCUCAAACACUUCGUCCGGAGCUGAACAGCCCGAGACCGAGACCGCAACCGCCGGUUCUAUUCUGCCUCCAACUACCAUUUCCCCUGGAUCCCCCCGUUACACCACCCCUGGUUCAAACGACCCGGAUUCUCCUGAUAUUCUGCGACCUCUGUCCUCGCUCUCCCCUCUUCCUGACUACGAAGAUUCCCCAAGUCCCGCACAGCUCGCGCCCCCCGUCUCUGUCCCUCUUCUUGAGGACACCGAUCUGGAGCGGGCUGAGCUAGAGACAACUUCCGACGAGUCUGUGAAUAUUGAGCCUGAGAGUGACAACGGCUAUUCCACAUUUAUCGCGCAACCUGAGUCCGCCAUCUUUGCCCCUCUCCCUGAGGAGACCGUUAGGGAGAGCAUCGAGCUAGAGACAACUCCCGACGAUUCUGUGAUCGUCAAGCUUGAGGGCGACGCCGACGUUACUCCAAACCUUGCGCAGUUCCAGCCAACUACCAUUUUUCCUGGAUCCCCCCGUUACACCACGCCUGGUUCAAACGACCUGGAUUCUCCUUCUCUUCCGCGACCUCUGUCCUCGCUCUCUCCUCUUCCUGACUACGAAGAUUCAUCAAGUCCCGCACAACUCGGCCCCCCCGCCUCUGUCCCUCUUCCUGAGGACACCGACCUGGAGCGGGCUGAGCUAGAGACAACCCCCGAUGAUUCUGUGAUCGUCAAGAUUGAGGGCGAUAUCGACUGUGAUCCAAAUCUCGCGCAAUUCGAGUCCCCCGCCUGUGUCCCUUGUCCUGGGGACACCGAUCUGGAGCGGGCUGAGCUAGAGACAACCUCCGACGAUAAUGUGAUCGUCAAGAUUGAGGGUGAUGUCCACUAUUAUCCAAACAUCGCGCAACUCGAGUCCCCCGUCGGUGCCCCUCUUCCCGAGGCGACCGUUCUGGAGAGGAACGAGCUAGAAGCAACUCCGGAUGAUAAUGUGAUCGUCAAGCUUGAAGGCGACGCCGACCUUACUCCAACCCUCGCACAAAUCAAGUCCCACAACCAUGAUCCGCGUCCCACGGAGACCAUUGUCGAGAGUAUUGAGAAAGACCCCAAGCACUUCAGAGACUGGUCCUCGCAUAACAAUCCAUACAAAGUCUCCAACAAGGCCCCUGUCCCUAGGGCUCCGGAGAAGACCGAGCCCGAGACAAUUUUCGAUGAAGCUGGACCCUGCAAAAUCGAGGAUGACACCAAUAUCUGUCCUGACCCUGUCAGCAUGAUCAAUCUCCACAAUCACAACGUGGAGCAAGGACAAGUGGAUGGCCCCGACAAGGAUGUUCUUACUAAAGUUUGGGUCGAAGAAUGUCAACCUACAAUCAAUGUCAGCAUCAGCACCCCGUCUGAAACCUUGAAUAUUCCUGAGACACCCAAUGACCGCUGGGAUCUCGUAUCUGGCGCCCCAGUCUACCACAAGACAGUACACUGCGAGGCUACUAUCACAGUAUCGAUUGAAGGACACGCACAAAUCCCAGUGAAAGUACCAUUUGACAUCAACUUGUCGUUCGAAAAGCCCGAAUGUCCCGGAUUGUCUGACCAAUCCAAUGGCUCAGAGUCGUCGACUUCUCCGUCCAUUCUUCGCGGGCGCCUUGUGUCGACCCCGGAUUCUCGUAUCCACGCAAGAUAUGGUCAUCGCGCGAGAUAUUCUGCUGCCCCUGCAUCUCACAUCUCGAUGCCUGACGAGGAUACCAUGAAGGACGAUAUCCCAUCCCACAUUUCCACAUCUGACGAGGAUGCAAUGGAUACGUCAUGCUUCGUUUCCAUCGCUGAUGAGAAUACCAUGAAGGACGAUAUCGCAUCCCACAUUUCCACCUCUGACGAGGAUGCAAUGGAUACCUCAUGCCACAUUCCCACAUCUGCUAUCGAGGAUGCAAUGAAUAUUUCAUCCCUCACUCCCGUCUCAGACGAAAUACCUUCGCAUGGACAUAUUUUGCCCAGUUCCCAUCUACCCAGAAUCCCGGAGCCCACCACUUACACUGAUCAUUUCGGUUUUGGACCCAUUAAUAACCCAAUCUUCACCCAGGAAACCGAAAACCUCACUGCUCCCACGGAAUCCAUCGAGACUAAGACAGUCCCACCGGACGCAAACAAUCUGGACGAACGCAAGCCCAAGAUGAAUCAGACCUUCUCUUCGAGUGCUUUCGGCAAUACCUCUACCGAUUCGCCUUUCACCUCGGCAUUCAAAUCCUCGACCACCUCCACCUCUGUAUUCGGGUCCUCGAUGACAUCAGCCUCCGCUGCUUCACCCUUUACAACCUCAUCCGCAACUGCAAAGCAAUCGGCCAUCCCCCCCAACGCUUCCCAUAGCAUGAAGCCGGCCUCCACUUCUGCAUUUGCAUCAUCUUCUUUGUCUGCUUUCGCCGGCUCCGACGACUCUCCGUUCGGAAACCUCACUGCGGGUACCUCCGUAUUUGGAAACCCAACCACCUCGACCGGCUUCUCUGCAUUCACCAGCGCCUUUCCGGCUACCGCGAGACCCAGUGCACUGACAAGUUUCGCCUCCCCCAACGUCACCUCUUCCUUCGGCACCAAGGGCAUGUCACAGCCACUUGGUGCCGCGCAGUCCGACAAUGAGGACAGCGAAAACGAGCAGGACAACGAGGGAAAUGGAAAUGACGCCUUCGAGGCCGAGAAGACCGACGAGCGGUUCGUCGAGCAGCCUGUUGAAACCGGCGAGGAGGACGAGGAGACCGUGUUUGCCAACAAGGGCAAACUCUACUGCUUCGAGAACAAGCAGUGGAAGGAGCGUGGCGUCGGGACCUUUAAGGUCAAUGUCAAGUCUGGUCCGGACGGAAAGCGGACCGCGCGCAUGAUUAUGCGUGCAGAUGGCGCCCUGCGCGUCAUGUUGAACAGUGCUGUCUUCAAGGGCAUGCACUUCGGUGACCAGCAGGGUGGGGCCCCUGCUGGUCGCCGCAUCUUCCUGGCUAGCCAGGAAGAUGGGAAGGUAGCCAAUGUGCUCCUUCAAGUGAGUCUUCCCCUUCUUACUUUUUGA
Messenger RNA from Penicillium nucicola, 3399 nucleotides. RefSeq lists its product as uncharacterized. Gene Ontology annotation, biological process: intracellular transport. Lineage: Eukaryota; Fungi; Ascomycota; Eurotiomycetes; Eurotiales; Aspergillaceae. Bases 1 to 3399 code for a protein of 1132 amino acids. Gene Ontology annotation, cellular component: cytoplasm; nuclear pore. The record is from RefSeq and is a predicted model, not a curated record. Gene Ontology annotation, molecular function: GTPase activator activity. The transcript has 5 exons.